This is a messenger RNA of Lycium barbarum (goji berry), 423 nucleotides long. Its product is annotated as putative late blight resistance protein homolog R1A-3. The coding region runs from base 1 to 423 and encodes 140 amino acids. The record is from RefSeq and is a predicted model, not a curated record. Gene Ontology annotation, biological process: defense response to other organism. Gene Ontology annotation, molecular function: ADP binding. The transcript has a single exon. NCBI's taxonomy places the organism in Eukaryota, Viridiplantae, Streptophyta, Magnoliopsida, Solanales, Solanaceae.
AUGAAAGAGACCGAUGAUCAGCUGAUGGAUAAAAUACGCAAAAGGUUAAUGAAGAAGAGGUAUCUUGUAGUCUUGGAUGAUAUUUGGAGCAAUGUCGUCUGGGAUUUUAUGUCAAGAAUUCUUCCGGACGACAACAAUGGGAGUCGAAUUAUUUUGACUAGCAGGCUCAGACAUGUGGCUAUGCAUGCUGACCCCAACAGCCCUCCUCAUGAGAUGAGCCUCUUGAAUUUAGAUGAAAGUUGGAAGUUACUUCAUGAGAAGGUGUUUGGGGUACAACAGGUUUGUCCUCCUGGAUUAGAGGAAAUAGGGAAGCAAAUAGCACAAAAAUUCCAAGGACUAGCUUUAGCUCUUCUAGUGCUUGCGGGGCAUCUCUCUAAAAUUGCUAGGGCGAGAGAAAUUGGAAGGAAGUUGCCAAAAGUGUAA